This is a messenger RNA of Lachancea dasiensis, 2466 nucleotides long. Lineage: Eukaryota; Fungi; Ascomycota; Saccharomycetes; Saccharomycetales; Saccharomycetaceae. The record is from the annotation of a GenBank genome assembly.
AUGAGAUCUUUCAUAAAAUCUCAUCGCAAGUCCGACUCGUUGGGCAGCAGUCCAUCUAAAAACUACAGCGAUCAGGAACUUGAAGAUCUUUCAAAUGAAAACACUGUCAGUGGCGUACAGAGCCACCAAAACAAGCGGCCAGGACUGGAUAAGCAAGCCUCACCUUCCCUGAGCUUCGACUCGUUCCAUAAGCUCACCAACAAAAAUAAGUUAUUCUCGUCUCGCAUAUUCAAAAAACCGGGCUACAACAGUAGCCCGAAACCGGGAGAGUCGGUCACAACGCCCACAUCACCAUUCGUGCAAUCCUUCCGAAAUUUAUCUUCUCCCGAGAAUCCUCAAUACUCAAAGCCAACGAGGCAAGCGGUGUCGGUUCCAUAUUCGCAGUCAGACAAUGAGUUUACUCCAACUAUCAAAGGAACCCGGAUGCACGAGUGGGGUGUGAGUACCAAGGAAAGAUCGCAAUCUGUUAUAGUUCUGAAUCGGAACUCCACCUCAUCUGAAACAUCAUCGGAAUUAAUUGAUGGUGGACUUGGAAGCAAUAUCAAAUAUAAAACGGGCUCCAUAAGUUCUGCCACCUCAAGCUUAAUAGAAGAGAGCUAUCGUACUGGCUAUGAUGUUCAACGCGGGAAAUUGGAGGAUUUGAGUGAAUUACAAGAGAAACAUCCAUAUUUCGGCCUGAGGUCGAGAAGCAAAAAGGCACAGAAUCGAAAAGCCCAGAUUCAUUCUCACGAAGACCUCAUUAGUAUGGGAAAGGACUCAUCUCUAGAUUUGGCCUCAUUCUCUAAAAAGUUGGAACUGUCGACUAAAUCACAUCCCGACGUCACCUUACUACCUCACGCCGAACUUGCGUCAGCACAGCCCCCAGAUGCUUCAGCAAACUAUCUGGGGCUCGGAAUAAAGAGCACUGGACCAUUUCAAGAUGAUGUAUCGAAUAACUCUGAGGCAAGAGCGAAUAGCAUGAUUAGUAACGGCAGAUCUUUCGAGGAAGGAGACGAGAUUGCUGCUCGGAGUAAGGACCCUGAGAACGAAGAAAGUGAUGUACAAAGUUUUUCAAAUACGGACCGUGGAUUGGAAGAGCAGACUGUCUCGAGCUCCGAUUAUUCUGGUGAUGAAUCUUCCGAGGCCUCAUCAAAGUUUUCUUUUGAAGCUGCUGGGGUCAAUGGGCGAACUGCAUCGGUUAAAUACUACUCUAGGCCGACACCCAAAGAACAAGUUUAUGUUGAUGAUCUCUACGGAGACGAAGAGUUUGAUGAAGAUUUGAACUGCUUUGAUGAUGAUGAUAUUGAAGAUGAAUUAGAUUAUCAAGAACCACAAGAGCAGCACCACAUAUACCAAGACAACAGCGAAAACAAAUCUACAGAUAAUGAUGCGGAUGAAAGCUUUUGUACUAAUGAUAAAGGAAAGGAUUCGGCGGUCGGCCGUCCAUUAAAGGGUUAUAAUGAUUUGUUCGACCUGUCAGAUGAUGAAGUGCAGAGUAUGCAGUCAACAGGUGACUUUGGCUCUGCAGAAAGUCCACCAGACGGCGGACUUGAUGAAAGUAUUCCAUAUUCGAAAAACCAAAACGUCAAAAACUACAGCCAGAUGUUUGAUCUGAGCGACGAAGACAGUGAACAGUGCCAUACUACACACCAGUCCGACGGAAGCAAUUCAAAAAGGGUGGAGAAUGCACAUGCUUCAUCAGAAAACUCAGGUCCACUUUCAGGUAUGAUAAGAGAAGUAGACCAAGCUGAUGACUCACUUACCGGUGACACAACCGCAAGUCCCUCUACCAGGAUUUCAAAUGCUAAUAUACAACAACCAGCGCUUCAAGCACCUUUCAAUUGCAGCCUUGAGGGAACUCACAAUAAAUCGUCACCUUGCUUUCCACCACCACUUUCCAGAUCUGGUGUGCUAAAGUAUCAUGAUCUUAACACGAAUCUAGACUAUGAAGUUCCCCGUGCUUCUAGUGACCUUUACUUCAUAGAUGAAGGCGAAGAAGACAAAUAUAAUCGGAGAAAGCAACCGGAUGAUCACUACCUUGACGAAAUUAACAACCUUCCUGAAGAUUACAAUUUCUCCGAUGACGAGGGAUAUCUUAUGGCAACCUCAAGGUCCCCGGGCCUCAACAAAACUACUAAUUCAUUCAAAGCAACGCAUAGCUUUGCUCAGAAACCAAGCGCAGCGGUAAGGGAGUGCCAACCAGCAAAUUACAAAUUGGAGCUCAAAGACAAAGUGGUUACCUUUUUUCACAGUCCAGUAAAUGAAUUAGAAAUUAAUCCUUUGAGCCAGGUUUCAAUUUUGGAAAGCGAUGUUCUGUUAGCAUCUCCAGUUGAAGACUGGCAAAAAGGUCCAUCAGAUUCUGUUAUUUCUCCGAUAACCCCUUCCAAUUCACUCAGCCGGCCUAGUCCGUACUUUAGCCAAGGAAACUCUUUAAGCCCUAUUCAAGAAUCCCAUGCUUCAGCUGAUAGCACUCCCAACCUUCAGUAG